CCUGGCACGGCACGGUGUCACUGAUAGAGACGUUGAUCGGUGAUGAGUGAGCAGCUGCCCUGUUUGUGGUGUUCAGAUCCCUAGGCAGGCUAGGAAUAGAGAGAGACUGGAAGAUGUGGAGCUCCCCUCCAUGCGAGGCAGGGACCUUCUUCCACUGCUGCUGUUUGCCUGAGACACCUGCCACUGCUUCUGCCUUUCCUCUUGGGUAGGAUAAUUGCCUCAGCGGUGUUUGCUGUCCUCUCCACCCAGCUCGACAGCUCAAAGUCUCUCCUUCCCAGCCCUCCUUCCGGCCUCACCAACUGGGUUUCCUUGACUAGUCCCAGAUGGCCUCUGCUGAUGCUAGUCCCUGUCAACAGUCAUGAAAGCACAGGUGAAUGCUUUCCAUCUCCCAGCUGUGUUGCUUAGCAACUGGGGUGCUGACUGUACUAGUGUCCCUGUAUGCUGGUGCAGCGGUGAAGUGACAGAGGCUACCUCUUCCUUGGCUGUCCUCACCGGUGUUUGCAGUGGUGGUGUAGCCGUGUGAGACCCAGGAUAUUAGAGACACAAGACGUUUAGGGUGGAGCAUCCAGAUUAAGAGUCACCUCCCUACUCUACUCCUCCCCUUAUCUGGGACUUCCAUCUCACUUCUCCUUACUGCUGCUGCUCACAUCUGGAGUGCGAGUGGGAACAGGUGCACCUCACCUCUGCAGCAGGAAGGAAACAGGCAGUGCAGCCAGCACAGAAAUCACAUGGUAUUGCUGUCUCUCCUGAUUGGCUGACUGGACGACUCCUAAGCAGAGAGAAGGCACUUGUGGCACAACUAGUCAUGGGUCCAGCUACCCAGCAAGUUGGAUCAGUGAUGUCAAGCUUCAAAGGCAAUGCCCUUAGAGGCACUUUCUUCCUGGUCUUCGGGCUUGGGUGGUCUGUGAAAUACCCAUUGAAAUACCUGAGCCGGACGCUGAAUGCAGACAAUCAGGCAGGCCGCUGGAUCCAGAAACUGGAUAUCCUCGAAGGGGCAGCCAAAGCUUUCCUGGCUGUAGCAGGGAUGCUGGCUGAGCAAUUCGUCCCCGAUGGCCCCCACAUGGGUCUCUACAGUGGAGGGACCUACAGCUGGGAGAAGCUGACUAACUGGCAGUACACGACCAUGUACCUCUUUUAUGGCCUCUCGGGCAUUGUGGAUGUUCUCGCCUAUUCCCCGCUCAAGCUGUCUCUGGGACUGGAUCGCCUCUUGCUGUCUGUGGCUAUGUUCACUGAAGGUUUCCUGUUCUGUUUCCAUGACUACAAUAAUACCGCUCUGGAUCAGCACCUCCACUCCUUGCUGCUCAUCGCUAUAUUUGGUGGAGCCCUUUGCGCCCUGAUGGAAGUGUUCCUGCGGGAUCACACCAUCCUGGAGUUCUUCAGAACCAGUUUCUUCAUCCUCCAGGGAUCUUGGUUCUGGCAGAUUGGGUUUGUGCUGUCCCCACCAUGGGGAGGGCCAGGUUGGGACCAGACUGACCGUGGAAACUUCAAUUUCCUCACCAUGUGUUUCUUCUGGCAUUACGCAGCUGCUCUUCUCGUCACAGCAGCCAACUCUGUUUUUUCUUAUUGGUACAGAAAGGCAUGUCAGGCAAACUUUGGAAAUAUUGAUGUUGAACUCGACUGUGGGUUUUGUUUACGGAAAACCAACCAAAGCCCUGAACCUGUCCUCCUCCCAGAAGAUGGGAUGGAUGAAAAGUGAGGACUUGACUGAUUUCUCUGCUUUCCUGAUGAUUGUCCCCUUAAGAUGAGAUUUUUAUUUGCCAUUUUAAAUAAAGUUGAGACUUUAUAAUGGAGUAUCUAAGGUGGGAGGAAAGUGUGCACAAUGUCCCAUUAUGCAAUAUGUACAGAAUUAAGGUGUAAGAAUUUUCUUUCCCCAGCCUCCCGUCGCUGCAGAUUCCCUUAUACUCUUUAGAGCUGAAAAGUGUGCUGAUUUUUUUUUCCUUUUUAAGUUAUUUUUUUUAAAGUAAUACUGUACAUAUUGGGUGUAGACAUUCAAAUGUUACGACUACACUA
This is a messenger RNA of Mauremys mutica (yellowpond turtle), 2010 nucleotides long. Its product is annotated as transmembrane protein 45B-like. The record is from RefSeq and is a predicted model, not a curated record. NCBI's taxonomy places the organism in Eukaryota, Metazoa, Chordata, Testudines, Geoemydidae. The transcript has 9 exons. The coding region runs from base 806 to 1696 and encodes 296 amino acids.